AUGGCUAAUAAUUCUAUGGGACAAGGUGCUAAUAUGCCAACGAUAGGAACGAUAAAUCAGGGAACUAUUCAGUACGUAAACAAUCCGAUUCAAAGUCCUCAGCUGCAGGCUAGUUCGAUCCAGGGCUCACCAUCACAGCACAGUCCUAUGGGUACACAGUCUCAGGUUGGAGCUAAAGCCAACCAAAGCGGCGGUGGAGAUCAGACGACGCAGUUGCUAAGCCGACCCCGUCUUCAAGAGUUAGUCCGUGAGGUGGACCCCACAGUACAGCUUGAUGAAGAAGUUGAGGAGAUGUUGCUGCAGCUGGCUGAUGACUUUAUUGACACCACUUUGAAUGCUGCUUGUGCUAUGGCUAAGCACCGGCAUGCUCCCAAUGUUGAGUUGAAAGAUGUACAACUUCAUUUGGAACGACAAUGGAACAUGUGGAUCCCAGGAUUCGGUAAUGAUGAGCUCCGGCCGUACAAGCGUGCAGCUGUCACUGAAGCACACAGGCAGCGCAUGGCACUCAUCCGCAAGACCAUCAAGAAGUACUAA
Spodoptera littoralis (African cotton leafworm) is the source of this 534-nucleotide messenger RNA. NCBI's taxonomy places the organism in Eukaryota, Metazoa, Arthropoda, Insecta, Lepidoptera, Noctuidae. The record is from the annotation of a GenBank genome assembly.